Molecule: messenger RNA, 1794 nt
Organism: Aedes albopictus (Asian tiger mosquito)
Lineage: Eukaryota; Metazoa; Arthropoda; Insecta; Diptera; Culicidae
Product: dentin matrix acidic phosphoprotein 1-like
Exons: 9
Source: RefSeq, a predicted model, not a curated record
AUGCGCAUGGGACUUUCACUGAUUUGCAUGCAUCUACUCACGGUACCAUAUCAGCACGACGGGGACGGAUGCUCGCCAGACGAUGACUCUGCUCGGCUCACCGACGCUGUGGACGCUAUCGUCGGGGCGCGCGUCGGGGGACGCUGCGGCUCUACAGCGCUUCUGAUCGACGCUGCGAAACGUGGAAUAAAGCGGAUUCCCAGCGGAAUCCAGCGGAUUCCCAGCGGAAUCCAGCGGAUUCCCACGGAAUCCAGCGGAAUCCAGCGGAUUCCCAGCGGAAUCCAGCGGAAUCCAGCGGAUUCCCAGCGGAAUCCAGCGGAUUCCCAGCGGAAUCCAGCGGAUUCCCAGCGAAAUCCAGCGGAUUCCCAGCGGAAUCCAGCGGAUUCCCAGCGGAAUCCAGCGGAUUCCCAGUGGAAUCCAGCGGAUUCCCAGCGGAAUCCAGCGGAUUCCCAGCGGAAUCCAGCGGAUUCCCAGCGGAAUCCAGCGGAUUCCCAGCGGAAUCCAGCGGAUUCCCAGCGGAAUCCAGCGGAUUCCCAGCGGAAUCCAGCGGAUUCCCAGCGGAAUCCAGCGGAUUCCCAGCGGAAUCCAGCGGAUUCCCAGCGGAAUCCAGCGUAUUCUCAGCGGAAACAAGCGGAUUUCCAGUGGAAUCCAGCGGAUUUCCAGUGGAAUCCAGCGGAUUUCCAGUGGAAUCCAGCGGAUUCCCAGUGGAAUCCAGCGGAUUCCCAGCGGAAUCCAGCGGAUUCCCAGCGGAAUCCAGCGGAUUCCCAGCGGAAUCCAGCGGAUUCCCAGCGGUAUCCAGCGGAUUCCCAGCGGAAUCCAGCGGAUUCCCAGCGGAAUCCACGGAUUCCCAGCGGAAUCCCAGCGGAUUCCCAGCGGAAUCCCAGCGGAUUCCCAGCGGAAUCCAGCGGAUUCCCAGCGGAAUCCAGCGGAUUCCCAGCGGAAUCCAGCGGAUUCCCAGCGGAAUCCAGCGGAUUCUCAGCGGAAUCCAGCGGAUUCUCAGCGGAAUCCAGCGGAUUCCCAGCGGAAUCCAGCGGAUUCCCAGCGGAAUCCAGCGGAUUCCCAGCGGAAUCCAGCGGAUUCCCAGCGGAAUCCAGCGGAUUCCCAGCGGAAUCCAGCGGAUUCCCAGCGGAAUCCAGCGGAUUCCCAGCGGAAUCCAGCGGAUUCCCAGCGGAAUCCAGCGGAUUCCCAGCGGAAUCCAGCGGAUUCCCAGCGGAAUCCAGCGGAUUCCCAGCGGAAUCCAGCGGAUUCCCAGCGGAAUCCAGCGGAUUCCCACGGAAUCCAGCGGAUUCCCAGCGGAAUCCAGCGGAUUCCCAGCGGAAUCCAGCGGAUUCCCAGCGGAAUCCAGCGGAUUCCCAGCGGAAUCCAGCGGAUUCCCAGCGGAAUCCAGCGGAUUCCCAGCGGAAUCCAGCGGAUUCCCAGCGGAAUCCAGCGGAUUCCCAGCGGAAUCCAGCGGAUUCCCAGCGGAAUCCAGCGGAUUCCCAGCGGAAUCCAGCGGAUUCCCAGCGGAAUCCAGCGGAUUCCCAGCGGAAUCCAGCGGAUUCCCAGCGGAAUCCAGCGGAUUCCCAGCGGAAUCCAGCGGAUUCCCAGCGGAAUCCCAGCGGAUUCCCAGCGGAAUCCCACGGAAUCCCAGCGGAAUCCAGCGGAUUCUUAGCGGAAUCCAGCGGAUUCCCAGCGGAAUCCCAGCGGAUUCCCAGCGGAAUCCCACGGAUUCCCAGCGGAAUCCCAGCGGAUUCCCAGCGGAUUCCCAGCGGAAUCCCACGGAUUCCCAGCGGAAUCCCAGCGGAUUCCCAGUGG